Messenger RNA from Ochotona curzoniae (black-lipped pika), 3662 nucleotides. It is a transcript of the gene SEC24C, whose product is annotated as SEC24 homolog C, COPII coat complex component. Gene Ontology annotation, cellular component: COPII vesicle coat; endoplasmic reticulum exit site. Gene Ontology annotation, biological process: COPII-coated vesicle cargo loading; intracellular protein transport; endoplasmic reticulum to Golgi vesicle-mediated transport. The record is from RefSeq and is a predicted model, not a curated record. NCBI's taxonomy places the organism in Eukaryota, Metazoa, Chordata, Mammalia, Lagomorpha, Ochotonidae. Gene Ontology annotation, molecular function: SNARE binding; zinc ion binding. The coding region runs from base 111 to 3398 and encodes 1095 amino acids. The transcript is spliced from 23 exons.
CGACGGCUCCCUCGGAACCGGAAGUGGAGCCUGUGGGAUCCUUGACGUUAGGAACGAAGUCGAACCUGGAUCUGGAGCCGGGGUGAGUUCAAAUCGGGGAUGCUUUCAUAAUGAAUGUUAACCAGUCAGCUCCACCAGUGCCGCCAUUUGGGCAGCCCCAGCCUGUCUACCCAGGGUAUCAUCAGUCCAGCUAUGGUGGGCAGCCAGGGCCCACAGUCCCUCCUGUUGCCUAUGGAGCCUAUAAUGGACCUGUAUCCGGCUAUCAGCAAACACCUCCCCAAGGUAUGUCAAGAGCCCCACCUUCCUCAGGGGUACCUCCAGCCUCAACGGCACAGGCUGCUUCUGCCCAGACUGCAUAUACCCAGUUUGGCCAAGGAGAUGUACAGAAUGGACCAAGUUCCAGUGUUCAGAUGCAAAGGCUCCCUGGGUCUCAGCCAUUCGGGUCCCCGUUGGCCCCUGCGGUCAGCCAGCCAGCUGUGCUUCCGUCCUAUGGCCCUCCCCCAACGAGUGCGCAGGUGACUGCCCAGCUAGCUGGAAUGCAGAUCAGUGGUGCUGUGGCCCCAGCCCCACCCCCUUCAGGGCUGGGCUAUGGACCUCCCACAUCUCUGGCCUCAGCCUCAGGAAGCUUCCCUAACUCUGGUCUGUAUGGCUCCUAUCCUCAGGGCCAGGCACCUCCCCUUGGCCAGACCCAAGGUCAUCCUGGGGUGCAUCCUCCCCAGCGCUCUGCCCUGCCGCUGGCCUCCAGCUUCACACCCCCAGCCUCAGGGGGCCCUCGAAUGCCUUCAGUGACUGGUCCACCCCUGCCUGGACAGGGUUUUGGGGGGCCUCCAGUGAGCCAGCCCAACCAUGUGUCCUCACCUCCUCCUCAAGCUUUGCCCCCUGGCGCUCAGAUGACUGGGCCUCCAGGGCCACCGCCACCUAUGCAGUCCCCUCCGCAGCCUGGCUAUCCACUUCAACAAAAUGGUUCCUUUGGACCAGCCCGAGGCUCUCAACCUAGUUAUGGAAGCCCCUACCCUGGAGCACCUACCUUUGGCAGUCAGCCUGGGCCUCCUCAGCCACUGCCUCCUAAGCGCCUGGACCCUGAUGCCAUCCCAAGCCCAAUUCAGGUCAUUGAAGAUGACAGGAACAACCGGGGUUCAGAGCCAUUUGUUACAGGAGUCCGGGGCCAGGUGCCACCCCUAGUCACCACCAACUUCCUGGUGAAAGACCAAGGGAAUGCAAGUCCCCGGUACAUCCGAUGUACAUCCUAUAAUAUCCCUUGCACAUCUGACAUGGCUAAGCAGGCUCAGGUGCCUCUGGCAGCUGUCAUAAAGCCACUGGCAAGGCUUCCCCCAGAGGAGGCUUCCCCCUACGUUGUGGACCAUGGAGAAUCGGGCCCUUUGCGUUGCAAUCGCUGCAAAGCAUACAUGUGCCCAUUCAUGCAGUUCGUCGAGGGAGGGAGGCGCUUCCAGUGCUGCUUCUGCAGCUGUGUCAAUGAUGUUCCCCCUCACUAUUUCCAACAUCUGGAUCAUACCGGCAAGCGCGUGGAUGCUUACGACCGUCCUGAGCUAUCCCUGGGCUCGUAUGAAUUCCUGGCCACUGUAGAUUACUGCAAGAACAAUAAGUUUCCCAGCCCUCCUGCCUUCAUCUUCAUGAUUGAUGUAUCCUACAAUGCCAUCAGGACUGGCCUUGUUAGGCUCCUCUGUGAGGAGCUAAAGUCACUGUUAGACUUUCUGCCUAGGGAAGGCGGGGCAGAAGAGUCGGCAGUCCGCGUUGGCUUUGUCACCUACAAUAAGGUGCUCCAUUUCUACAACGUGAAGAGCUCAUUGGCCCAGCCACAGAUGAUGGUUGUGUCUGAUGUGGCUGAUGUGUUUGUGCCACUGCUGGAUGGCUUCCUGGUCAAUGUCAGUGAGUCUCGGGCAGUCAUCACCAGCUUGUUGGAUCAGAUUCCAGAAAUGUUUGCAGACACAAGAGAGACUGAAACAGUAUUCGCCCCAGUUAUCCAGGCUGGGAUGGAGGCUCUGAAGGCUGCUGAGUGUGCAGGGAAGCUGUUUCUGUUCCACACAUCCCUCCCAAUUGCAGAGGCCCCUGGGAAGCUGAAGAACAGAGACGACAGAAAGCUGAUCAACACAGACAAGGAGAAGACACUGUUCCAGCCUCAGACAGGCACCUAUCAGACCCUGGCCAAAGAGUGUGUGGCGCAAGGUUGCUGUGUAGAUCUUUUCCUCUUCCCUAACCAGUAUGUGGAUGUGGCCACACUCUCUGUGGUGCCCCAGCUCACUGGUGGCUCUGUCUACAAAUAUGCUUGCUUUCAGGUGGAGAAUGACCAGGAACGGUUCCUGAGGGACUUGCGCCGUGAUGUACAGAAGAUUGUUGGCUUUGAUGCUGUGAUGCGGGUUCGGACCAGCACCGGUAUCCGUGCAGUAGAUUUCUUUGGAGCUUUCUACAUGAGCAACACAACAGAUGUGGAGCUGGCUGGCCUGGAUGAGGACAAGACAGUGACUGUGGAGUUCAAGCAUGAUGAUCGACUCAAUGAAGAGAGUGGCGCUCUCCUUCAGUGCGCCCUACUUUACACCAGCUGUGCAGGGCAACGUCGGCUCCGCAUCCACAACCUGGCCCUCAACUGCUGCACCCAGCUGGCUGACCUGUAUCGCAACUGUGAGACUGACACGCUCAUCAACUACAUGGCCAAAUUUGCAUACCGGGGAGUCCUCAGUAGCCCUGUGAAGACUGUUCGUGAUGCUCUCAUCACCCAGUGUGCCCAGAUCCUGGCCUGUUAUAGAAAGAACUGCGCCAGUCCUUCCUCUGCAGGACAGUUGAUCCUUCCGGAGUGCAUGAAGCUACUGCCAGUUUAUCUGAAUUGUGUGUUGAAGAGUGAUGUCCUGCAGCCUGGAGCCGAAGUCACUACUGAUGACCGUGCCUAUGUCCGACAGCUGGUUACCACCAUGGAUGUGGCUGAGACCAAUGUCUUCUUCUAUCCUCGACUUCUCCCAUUGACGAAGUCUCCCAUUGAGAGCACUGCAGAACCACCAGCAGUGCGAGCUUCUGAAGAACGUCUCAGCAAUGGGGAUAUAUAUUUGCUGGAGAACGGACUCAAUCUCUUCCUCUGGGUGGGAGCCAGUGUCCAGCAGGGUGUUGUCCAGAGCCUUUUCAGCGUCGCCUCUUUCAGCCAGAUCACCAGUGGCUUGAGUGUUCUGCCAGUACUUGAUAAUCCACUGUCCAAGAAGGUCCGAGGUCUCAUCGAUAGCUUAAGGGCGCAGAGAUCGCGGUACAUGAAGCUUAUCGUGGUGAAACAGGAAGACAAGCUGGAGAUGCUGUUCAAGCACUUCCUGGUGGAAGACAAAAGCUUAAAUGGGGGAGCAUCCUACGUGGACUUUCUGUGUCAUAUGCACAAGGAGAUUCGGCAGCUACUGAGCUAAAGCAAGAGGGGAAUGACAUAGGGUCUCAGGCCAGCUUCUAGAGAGCAAUCCAGGAUGGCAGAGAAAUUGGGACAAUUCCAUAUCUUUAAGUCAUGUAAGCUGACCUCAGUCUCUGCGGGGGAGGGGGAGCUGUAAGGAGGCACCUUCUUUCUGGGCUCAAGUAUCCUACCACUCUUGUCAUGUCCUACUGAUGGAAGGUGCCGCCGUCCCCUCACUCUACCCUUCUUUUCCUGCUAAUCCUAUUGUAAUGAAUGUAGUUUCUCA